ACACUAAAGACCAGUUCACAUAAACCAGGCUCUUGUCCCAGUUAAAAAGAGCUUCUCCCAUUCGUACCUUGUUUUUUUUUGGUGUCACUGAGGAUCUGGCAAAAGACAAGAGCCCAAGGAAAGACACAUUUGAAGACUGGCUUAUUUUGCUGCACUGACAAGAAUGCUGUGAUACUUCAGUUUCCUCUGCUGACAGGUUGCGGGCAAAGUCUACGCUGUCAUAUGCACGUACAUGUGUCGAGAGUACACGUCUCAGCUAAUGCACCAUUAUCUCAAAAAGAGAAAAAGGAUUACCAUCAUAAAGUGAGGUAGGAUGUACUCACCCCGUCCCCAGGACAUGAUGUCACAGGACAGAAGAAGAAUUUGGGAAGGGAGUGGAAAGCAGAUGCAGUUGUUUAUUCUUGCCUACCUCCUCCUCCUGGCCUUACCAUGCAUGGGCUUCCUCCCCAACUUUUGGUCCAGAGUGUUAACGUUGUCAUGGGACUCACACACACACCAGUACAUCACUGAGCAGGCUAUUCUCAAUGUCACCCUGGAGACCCUGAGGAGCACCAAAACAUCUCAGGGGAACAAUGAAGAGGAACAGACCAGACUGGGCCGUGGCUUCUGGAGAGCUGUGGGAGAGGUGGUGAAGUCCAAUGCGGCCAUGGACUUCCUGAGCAGCACCAGGUCCGACCCGGUGUACCACUUUGAUUCGGAGCAAGUGGACAGCGCCAUGGGGAUGUUACGGCAGUUCUGGGCUCAGACUCUGCUCUCAGUACGGGCCAAAGAGUACCAAAGUGCUCGUCACAGCUUGGGACAGCUGUUUCACUCGCUGCAGGAUUUCUACAGUCACAGCAACUGGGUUGAGAUGGGCCAGCGCUCCAUUUACCUCCACCUGCUGCAGCCAGAGGAGCCUGCCGUGCCUGUGGCUGAAGAAGACACUCCCACCUGUAUGGAGUGCUUCAGCGCCACCUGUCGAGACAACCUCCAGCCAGGACUGACAAACACACAGCGAGAAACCCAGCUGCUCACCACCGGCUACUUCAGCACUUUCCCUCCAAAACCUUACGGCAAAUGCAGUCAUGGAGGUAUUCUGGACAGUAGCCGCUAUAUGGGGGCCAAAGGGGGCAUCAACAAGGACAGCACCUCCCCUGUCUUCUCCCCUCACCAUUAUCUCCAUAUGGAGGCUGCUAAUUUGGCUAUGGAGGCCACCCUGAGUGUACUGAGAGACCUCGGAGACACUGUGGGCCCUGAAACGUUCCUCAGGCUCUUCAGUGUGAAGCAGAUCCCUGCGUUGGUGUUUGUCAUGGACACCACAGGCAGUAUGUUUGAGGAGAUCACUGCCGCUCGCUUCAGGGCUCACUCCAUCAUCGAGAGCCGAGCCAGCAACCCUGGGCUGCCUGGCACCUAUGUACUGGUGCCUUUCCACGACCCAGAGGUUGGACCCGUGUUUGAGAGCGAUGAUCCAAACCAGUUCAUCCAGCAGAUGGAUAACCUGAUGGCGCUGGGAGGAGGAGACGAGCCAGAAAUGUGUCUCUCUGCCAUUCAGCUGGCCCUCACUCACAGUCCUCCACUGUCAGAGAUCUUUGUAUUCACUGAUGCCUCCCCUAAAGACGCCCACCUGUUUGAUGCUGUGAAGGCUCUGGCACUUGAGAAACAGAGCAAGGUGACGUUUCUUCUUACUGAAGACCCCAAAUAUACAACAGAGAGCAGAGGCAGAAAGAGGAGGAGGAGGAGGAGGAAGAGGGAACCUUUGUCUCCUGACCGUUUCUCUCUUUACUCCGCCCUGUCCUCCCUGUCAGGAGGUCUGACGAUAUUCACCACCAACUCUGACAUCCGCAGGGUCUCGGCCAUAGUGGAGGAUAACACAGCCACUGACAAGGUGACCCUCCUCCAUGUGGAAAGCAACCAGGAUUUGAUGUCCUCCCAUUCCUUCAGAGUUGACAACUCAGUAAAAAACGUCACACUGCACAUCACUGGCAUCCUGACAGAGUGCAUCCUGACCAGUCCGUCAGACCAAAGUCAGUCUCUGCUGAGCGGGGACGGCCCCCUGGCAGCUUUAGACCACUUUGAGGGUCUGUACCGCAUCAGCCUGCUCUCUCCCACACAGCCAGGCCAGUGGAAGCUCCAAGCCAAGAGCGACGGACACCUCACCUUCAAUGUGAUAGGUGAAAGCAGUGCGGAUUUCCUGUAUUACUUUGCCACCGUAACCAAUGAGACACACCCAGGGUUAGAAAGAGUGGAGGGAAGUCCAGUAGCAGGUGUUCCUGCCUUUCUGGUGCUGGCUGUGAUGGGCUUGGCUCCAGAUGAGGAAGCGUCUUUCAGUCAUGUGACGCUGCUGGGAGCUGACGGGGAGAGCCUUCAGCAGGUGAAGCUGAACGCCUCCUCCUCUUCCUCCUCAUCAUCCUACUCUGUGGAGGAGCUGGUGGGAUGGGUGGACUCGGUUCCCAGAGCUCCUUUCUGUGUGCGACUAACAGGCCGAGACAGCAGAGGGAACACGCUGGAGAGAGUUUCCACAGAGAGGGUUCAGCCCACUCACGUUCAGAUACAGGUGUUGUCUGUCCCCCGCCUGGUACCCGGUAACAGCACGAUGGUGGACUUUGACAUCCUGAACCAUGGCCCGGCCCGACUCUUCAGUCUGACUGCUGAUGACGACUGUAAAUAUCUACAUAAGAGAGGACCUCACAGCUUCCAUGUUGCACAACAAGGGUCUUUCCGCGGUCAGGUGGACCUCCACACCCCUGCCACGGCUCAGGCAGGAGCUACCGUCACCCUCACACUCACCGUGCGCGCUCUGGACUCCCCAGACUCAAAUUACGCAGUGGCUUACUUAACUGUGAUCCCUCUGGAUCCGGACACGUCCCCUCCCUCCUGCUCCGCGGCACGAGUACAGUCCACCUGUCCCUCCACCUGCACUGAGUCCAGCUGGAGUGUUUCUCUGGUGGUCUCAGACAGGGGGCGCUCCGGCCUGGCCACCCUCCAGCUGCAGAAGGGUGAAGGCGUUCUGACUUUAUUCCACAGCCCCCCACCCACAGAGGAGAGCCUGGAGGGGACCCAGCAACCGGCAUACAAGGAUACAACAACCAUUGAAGGCCAUCAUCACCACAAAGCCAGAUUACAGAGAGGAGACCCCCCUCUGAAUGUUACUGAUUGGGUACCGGGUUUGUCUCAGCCUCUGUGGGCGAGGUACUCGUCCAGCUGCUGCUCCCCUAAAGCUGAGCUGCUGGUUUGGGACACAGCUGGAAACAUGAAGCGAUGCCGCCUAACAUCUGGCCAGCAGACACAGAUGAGAGACAGGAGAACAGAGAGCAGCGGAGCCAGAAGGAUUACACUCACCAGCGUCUCCGUCCUGGUAGGGGGUCUGCUGGGGUCUACUUUGUGAAGUCCAUGGGAUUACAGAUGUUUUGCAGGUCAAACUAAUCUGCGUGUUGAUCACUGGAAAAGAGAUGUAAAAAAAAGAGAUACAAAAGAACAGAGGUAAAACUCGAACAAAACUAAUUUAGAAUUGAAAUAAAUGCACUUAAAACAAAAAACUGUCCUUGUUGGUUGGUGAUAAUGUGAUUGCUACUGUAAUUUGUGAAGAAGUUGCACUGAAUAAAGAAUAAAUCAUUUCAUAUGUACUGUCA
Molecule: messenger RNA, 3608 nt
Organism: Gymnodraco acuticeps
Lineage: Eukaryota; Metazoa; Chordata; Actinopteri; Perciformes; Bathydraconidae
Gene: vwa7
Product: von Willebrand factor A domain containing 7
Exons: 17
Coding region: 314-3364 (1016 amino acids)
Source: RefSeq, a predicted model, not a curated record